AUGGGUAUUUCAAAUAAUAGUUUAAUAGUAUAUGGAUAUUUAUCUUUGGUUUGUUGUUUUAUUAAUAUAAUAUUAUUACCAUUCACUUUUCGUAUGUUAUUUUUUAAAAGAGUAUGGCAUGUUUAUUUUCGAAUAUCAGUUAGUUUAAUUGUUAUAUGUUCAGUUAUAAUAUCAUUAAAUGCUGGAAUUGUUUCAUAUCUAUUUAUUUAUUUUAAUUUGGAUAUAUCUAAUAAAUUUAAUCAAAAUAUGACUGAAGAAAAGUAUAUGUACAAUUUUUUUCGAUCAUUGCAACCUUCAACUAAUGAUAGUUAUCGUUACACUAUGUGGGUGUUAUGUGGAGAAAGACUACUUGCCACAAUAAAAUUUAAAAAUUACCAAACAAAUAAAGCAAAAUUAUUUGCACUUUUAACAACACUUUUUGUUAUUAUGACAACAUUAUUUACAAAAUUUUUAAUUGAAUUAUUAAAAAUACAAAAGUAUAUGAAUUAUAUUUAUACUUUAAUGGAUAUACCACUUAUUUUAAUUAUUUUAAUACUAUUAAUAUUAAAUUGUAAAAGAAAAAAAACUGCUUUAAUUAAAGGAGCAGAUUUAAGUUCAAAAUUUCAAUUAAAUGAAAAUUAUUUUUUAAUACUUUUUUCAUUGCCUAUUAUUACAUUUAAUGUUUUUCAAUUAUUUAUUGUUAAUAUACUUGCAAUUAAAGUAAACAUCUUUAAUAUGAAUCAUAAUGAACUAUUUAUGAUUGUCUAUGCUUUUAGAAUAAUUGCAUAUAUUUUAUUUCAAGUAUAUUUUUAUUUUAAUAAAUAUAUAUUUAUAUUUAUAAAAAGCAAAUUUGAAAGAAAAGUUAUCCCAAUACAAAUAACUAGUGGUAAACAAAAAAGUUUAAAUAAUUCACAAUGUAAUGAGCAAAAAAAUAAAGCUGAUAUUGAAAAAAAUAUUUAUUUUAAAAUGUUAGAAAAAGAUUUAAAUCAAGUUAAUGCCUCGUAA
Molecule: messenger RNA, 984 nt
Organism: Strongyloides ratti
Lineage: Eukaryota; Metazoa; Nematoda; Chromadorea; Rhabditida; Strongyloididae
Exons: 1
Coding region: 1-984 (327 amino acids)
Source: RefSeq, a predicted model, not a curated record